Mytilus trossulus (common blue mussel) is the source of this 2497-nucleotide messenger RNA. RefSeq names its product protein unc-93 homolog A-like. The transcript has 4 exons. Bases 182 to 1717 code for a protein of 511 amino acids. Lineage: Eukaryota; Metazoa; Mollusca; Bivalvia; Mytilida; Mytilidae. The record is from RefSeq and is a predicted model, not a curated record.
ACGAAUGAUUCUUAGCAUACAUUUUUGGGUACAAAUACAUGUAAAUACAUAUAUAUCAAAGCAUUGUUGAAAUUCGGACCGAGGUUUAUGUGGACAUUUUCAGACUAUCGUGAUUUAAGAUUAAAAAUUCUGUUUUUGUGGACAUUCUGGAAAUUCUUUUAAAUAACAUACUAGACAAGUAAUGUUCAGAGAAAGCGGUAAGCAGAAUAAUAACGGAGAGGAUAGUAUGGUAGACAUCAAGGCAGCAAACAUGAGCAAAGAAGAACACAAAGCGCGACGAAACAAGAAAAGACAACUAUUGUUCAAUUUCUCGGCCCUUUGUUUGAUAUGGCUGUUUAGUUUUACAGCGUACAGCGGAUUGAUAAAUUUAGAAGCUUCACUCCAUGCCGACACGGGACUUUACUCUCUAUUUGCUAUAACAUUUGGCGGAGUGAUUGCGUGCACAUUCGCACCAUCAGUAAUUGCACGAUUAGGACCGAAGGGCAGUCUUAUACUUGCCUGUUUGUUCCAAACUGUCUAUGUUAUCGCUAACUAUUACCCGAAGGCCUACAUACUGAUAUCCGGUGGAGCCAUUUCCGGCCUCGCUUCUGGACUAAUGUGGACAGUGCAGGGGUGUUACAUUACUUCAAUAGCUGUGGACUAUCUGCGUUUUGAUCUCAGCCAUACAUCUUUGGGUUCCGUUUUGAGUAAAUUAAGUGGACUUUUUUACAUGGCAUUUCAAAGUACACAAAUAUUUGGAAAUUUGAUAUCCUCGGUCGUAUUUCAGUUUGGUGAAACAACACUUAAAUUCUCAAACAACAGUUUUUGUGGUGCUAACUUCUGCCCAUCUGACAUGAAUAUUCAUGUACCAAUGAACCACAGUCAAAAUACAACCAUAGAAACAACGCACAUGGAUGCAUCGAACCAUGACAGUGUUAAUGUUUUGAUUAGUAUAUAUCUGGCAUGUACAGUCGUUGCACUUUUGAUUUGUAUUUUUGGAUUACGUCCCAUUGAAUCGAGUAUGUCGGAGAAGUACGAAACCUUCAAAGAGAGAUUUGCCUCUAGUUGGGGAUUAUUAUUCAAAGAUCUGAAAGUCUUGUUAGUAGUGCCGCUGUAUUUUUAUAUAGGAAUGCAACUGAUAGUCAUGUUUGUACAGUUUACAAGAUCGUUCACAGCUUGCAGACUCGGCGUUGGUUGGAUUGGUUAUACAAUGCUCUGUUUUGGCGCCGCUGAUACGGUGGGGUCUUUGGUAUUUGGAUAUAUUGGCAAAUACACUGGACGAAUUCCUCUAUUCUUGCUUGCUACAGUGUUAGAAUUGGGCCUACUGGCGUUUAUGAUGUUAUGGGACAUAACAAACGAUACAUCAGCCAUAUUCUUCUUUCUUAUACCUCUCGCAUGGGGUUUGUGUGACUCAAUAUGGAUGACUCAAAGCAUGGCAUUGGUCGGAUCUGCUUUCCAUAAGAACCCAGAAACAACGUUUGCAUUGUGUAUAUUGUUCCAGGCUCUAGGGUCGGCCGUGGCUUACAUAUACAAUAUCUAUAUUUGUGAAUAUCUGAAGAUAUAUAUCGUGUCUAUAACAUUAGUGAUAUCGGUAUUUCUUGUUCUUAUUUUAGAAAUACGGAUCAGACGUGCAGAUAAAAUACGAAAAAAUCAAGUCAAAACGGAAAAUGUAAAUUCCGUAAAAGAAUCUUUGCUAGAGCAGGAAAUUCCACAUAUAUAUCCGGUAGAUAAGGCAUGAUGGGUAUUAAACAAUUCGCGUUUUAGAAUCUGAAACUUUUAUUGAUAAUAUUUCCAUUUGAAGAACGCUGUCAGACACGUCAGCGAAUAACGUCCUUAAAGACUAAUAUGGUUAACGCGCUGUCAACAUUCGUUUUGUCAAGAAAACUGUGAUUGAAUGCCCUGAAUAUAACUAGUGAAAAAAAGGCAAAAUAUUCUUCUUUAUCUACAACAUUGAAACUAAAUAUUCAACAACAAAUAUUGUUUUUUGAACAUCUGUACGUGGCUAUGUUUAGAUUGACCAAAACUUACAUUUGGAAUUUUUUCAAACUCUAGGGCCUAACUUUUUGGUAGUGUUUUAGCUCCAAGAGACUCGAUGAGUUUAUUCGUUCACAAUGAGGCAAAAGCAAUGCUGUUUUUUAAAGUGGAAAAAUGAUUCCUAUUGCCUGGUGACGGUAACCUCACUUGGCAGCAAGAGAUAGAAAAGUGAGGCCUAUUAUAGGGGUAUCCAAGUUAUCACAUAAUCAUCCAUUUCAUACCAAUAUAAUCAUUAAUUUGGAUUUUUUAAACAAGAUAAAAAAAUUGUCCUCGAUUCUAGAUUAUCAAAUAAUCAAAAAGUCAUGAAUAGUUGGUCGGGUAAUAAAAUAAUCACCAGAAAUUGGUCUGAGACCACAAUUAUUUCGUAGUGCUUUGCUUUUAGAACAUAAAUGAAAAUAUAAAAAAAUACCACCUACGCUUUCUCAAAGAAACUUUUACAGUGUGUUGUACAUGUACUACAUUUGGGACAAAUUAUAUCAAAAUU